CGACCGCUGACCAAGCGGCCGCGUUUGCCAACGUUUAGCUGUAAAAAUUUUCAACAGCGAAUUUAGACAAGUUACGCGUUAUAAUUGUGCAUUCAGUAUCAAGGAUGCCCAACAGUGAUGCCGAUAGUGACGGGAGCGAUAGCUCCAGUCACAGCAACAGCAGCAGCAGUGGUUCAACCAGCAGCGCCGGCAGCGCCAGCAACAGCAGCAGCAGCAGCGACGGCAGCAACGCUGGCAGCAGCAUCAAGCGACCAAGUGAGAAUGAAGAAGACGUGGAUGAAGCGAAAAAGCGAACAACUGUCAAAGGAUCGUCGUCCAAGGAUAAAGUGAAGUCAAAUGAUAAGGAAGAAGAAGCUGAGCAGUCUGUUGACAACAAUAUAAAGUUAGCUGACACGUCUGAGCUGAAAGAAGAAGAGAGUGCAGCAGCAACUGAGCCGGAAAAACCUGUAGAGGCAGAAACAACAGUUACUACAACAGAUCCAGUAGAGGAGAAGCAACAAGCCAAGUUGGCAAGUGAAAAGCCAGAGCAGGAGGAGAAGGAGAGGCAGGAGGAGGACAAGAAACAAUUGCAAACUGUUACAAGCAAUGGGAAUGGAGCAAGCAAAGAGCCUUCUGCUCCAAGCAGUUCUCCCAAUGUGGAGGAGGGUGAAAUUACCGAUAAAGAGGAUGAUAUUCAACCCGUGGAAGCUACAGACGUUGUGGCUACUAAUAACAACUUAACUAAGCAUCAAGAGCCGCAACUAAAGUCAGCCAUUGGCCAGGCACCACCCCGACAGCCGCCUCAAAUAGCCAGCCAAGUGCGCAAGCGCAGUCACAGCCGAAGCCGAGCGGAAGAAGAGGAGGAUAAGCAGCGACGAAAACGACGACAAGUGUCCCACAGUCGCAGUCGUAGUCGAAGUACUAGUCCUUCACGUCGCCAACGACGCCGACGCACGCGCACACGUAGUCCGCGCAGUCGGAGCGUGAGUCCAGUUCGACGAAGCUCCAGUUCUUUGGAACGGAGGCGUGCAGAGCGGCAGAAGCGGCACGAGGAGCGUGACAAGCGCGAUGAGGAGCGUGCACGAGAGCGGGAGAAGCGACAUCAGCAUCGACGGCACGAUGAGCCGUCGUCUGCAGUAGCAGCUAAGCCCAGCUCACCUGCUGAGAAUGCGGAUAAUGCCACCGUCAGCGAACCAACGGCCAAGAUUAGUGAACGACAGCGACGCACCGUCGAUUUGCUAACCUCUCGCACUGGCGGCGCCUAUAUACCGCCCGCCAAGCUGCGUCUGAUGCAGGCCGAGAUCACAGACAAAGCCUCGGCGGCGUAUCAGCGCAUAGCCUGGGAGGCGCUCAAGAAAUCCAUCCACGGCUACAUCAACAAGGUCAACGUCACGAACAUCGCAAUCAUCACGAGGGAACUAUUACGCGAAAAUAUUGUGCGAGGUCGUGGCUUGCUUUGCCGUAGCAUCAUUCAGGCGCAGGCAGCGUCUCCCACGUUCACGCACGUCUAUGCGGCUCUGGUGGCCAUCAUCAACUCCAAGUUUCCGAAUAUUGGAGAGCUUCUGCUCAAGCGUUUGGUCAUACAGUUUCGACGGGCCUUUCGACGCAACGAUAAAAUGGUUUGCAUGUCGGCGACUCGUUUCAUUGGACAUUUGGUCAAUCAGCGGGUGGCACAUGAGAUUUUGGCUUUGGAAAUGUUGACGCUGCUCGUGGAGAUGCCCACCGAUGACUCCGUUGAGGUGGCCAUAGCUUUUUUGAAAGAAUGCGGCAUGAAACUGACGGAGGUCUCCUCCAAAGGCAUUGGCGCCAUUUUCGAAAUGCUGCGCAACAUUCUGCACGAGGGCAAACUGGACAGACGAGUGCAGUACAUGAUCGAGGUGCUCUUUCAGGUGCGUAAGGAUGGCUUCAAGGAUCAUCCGGCCAUUGUGGAUGAUCUCGAGCUAGUGGAGGAGGAUGAUCAAUUUACGCAUCUCAUGAUGCUGGACGAGGCCACCGAAACCGAGGAUAUCCUAAAUGUCUUUAAAUUUGAUGACAACUAUGCGGAGAACGAAGAGAAGUAUAAGGCGCUGAGCUGCGAGAUAUUGGGCAGCGAUGCCAGUGGCUCGGGCUCUGGCUCCUCCGGCUCUGGAUCGGAUUCGGACAGUGAUUCGGACGGCGAAUCAGGCUCGGGCAAGGACGCAGAUGGCGAAAAGGCCAACGCCGGCGAUAUUAUUGACAAUACAGAAACGAAUCUGAUUGCAUUGCGUCGCACUAUCUACUUGACCAUCAAUUCGAGCUUGGACUAUGAGGAGUGCGCGCACAAGCUGAUGAAGAUGCAGCUGAAGCCUGGCCAGGAGGUGGAGCUGUGUCACAUGUUUCUCGACUGUUGCGCCGAGCAGCGCACCUACGAGAAAUUCUAUGGACUGCUGGCGCAGCGCUUUUGUAGCAUCAACAAGAUCUAUAUACCGCCGUUCGAGGAGAUCUUCAAGGACACGUAUCAGACGACGCAUCGGCUGGACACGAAUCGUUUGCGCAAUGUUAGCAAAUUCUUUGCCCAUCUGCUCUUCACGGACGCCAUCAGUUGGGAUGUGCUGGAGUGCAUACAGCUGAACGAGGAUGAUACGACCUCAUCGAGUCGCAUUUUCAUCAAGAUAUUAUUCCAGGAGCUGGCCGAAUAUAUGGGCCUGGGCAAGCUGAAUGCGAAGCUCAAAGAGGAUGUGCUGCUGGACAGCUUGGCGGGUCUGUUCCCCAAGGAUAAUCCGCGUAACACACGUUUCUCCAUCAAUUUCUUCACCUCCAUCGGCUUGGGCGGUUUGACGGACGAUUUGCGUCGGUUCUUGAAGAAUGCGCCCAAGACAGUGCCGGCCAUCAAUGCCGAGCUUCUGGCCAGCGGUAAUCCAUUCAAGGAUGCAACAGCCACGGGCGAAGCGGCUCCAGCUACCAGCUCGUCCUCCUCCUCCUCCAGCAGCAGCAGCAGCAGCAACUCCUCCAGCAGCAGCGAGGACAACACCAGCGACGAGGACAGCGACAGCGAGUCCAGCUCCAGUUCCGAGUCCAGUGAGCCGACGCGCAAGCGCAAGCACAAAGAGAAAAGCGUAAAGAAAAAGAAAAAUUCUAAAAAGCAAAGCAAGACCAAAAAGUCGAAGGACAAGGAGAAGGAGAAGGAGAAAAAGAGGUCCGAAAAGGUCAAGAAAGACAAGAAAAAGCAGAAGAAAAAGUCAGCUGAAAAGAAAGCAAAACGCAAGCGCAAACACGCAGAGAGCAGCAGCUCCAGCAGCAGCGCUGCCAGCGGCAAUGAGAGCGACAGCAGCUCCUCCUCUGCCGCAUCCUCUAGCAGCAGCGACAGCGAUGCCGCCGAACCGCAGGCCAAAAUCCAACGCAACGAUAACAACAACAGCAGCAACAGCAAAUCAAAGCCAACUAGGUUAGCAUCUCGGAGCAAGCAACGGGAUAGCGACGAUUUCAAUCUGGAGGGACCCAACGCUUCGCCGCCAGCGCGUCAACAGCAGCACAACGGACAUGGACAAGGCCAUGGCAGGCGAGAAGCAUCCCCGGCGAGGGAACGAGAGCGAGAACGUGAAAGGGACAGAGAACGUGACCGUCGGGGUAGGCGUGCCGAAGAGGAAAGCCGCAGCGCCAAAAGACCGCGAGACGGUGAACGGGAGCGAGGACGCGACAAGGAGAGGGAACGUGACAGGGAUAGGGAGAGGGAGAGGGAGAGGGAGCGGCAGCGGGAAAGAGAAAGGGAUCGUGAGCGUGAGCGUGACAGGGAUCGAGAGCGGGAACGUGACCGUGACCGUGAACGUGAACGUGAACGCGAUCGUGAUGCGAGGCAUUCUCGCAGGGAGCGAGAGCGACGCGAUUCACCCAGACGCCAACAUCAUAGACGCAGCGUGUCCAAGGAGCGCGGCUGAAGAGCAGCACCAGCAACAGCCAGGCAGCUCCUCGAUGCAUUUCCCAUCUAAUCUAAUGUCGAAACAGUGUACAAAGAAACGAUCUAAGCCCAGCAGCAACAAUUGUAAAUGUACAAAAUAUAUCAAAAAGCAAGAAAAAAU
Drosophila hydei is the source of this 4013-nucleotide messenger RNA. It is a transcript of the gene ncm, whose product is annotated as pre-mRNA-splicing factor CWC22 homolog. Gene Ontology annotation, molecular function: protein binding; RNA binding. The transcript is spliced from 3 exons. Bases 105 to 3872 code for a protein of 1255 amino acids. Gene Ontology annotation, cellular component: catalytic step 2 spliceosome. The record is from RefSeq and is a predicted model, not a curated record. Gene Ontology annotation, biological process: mRNA splicing, via spliceosome. NCBI's taxonomy places the organism in Eukaryota, Metazoa, Arthropoda, Insecta, Diptera, Drosophilidae.